UUUUUAUUUGUCCACUCGCCGCGCAGCAUAAUCCGGAAGCGCCAGCCCAGCCGCUUUCCUAUUGGUCUUACUUCUCACGUGACUUUACACCCACCCUCCGCUGGUUUGGAGGGUUUGCUUCCUGGUUGGUAGGCGAGAGGCCCACGUGUUUGGCCGCCGUGCCUGCCCUGUCUGCUCCCCUAUUGGCUGGACUGCCUUGGUGAGGGCGGAGCUCUCCGCCUGCGGAGCGGAUCCUGCAGACUCUGAGCUUCGGUAACCAGUUCGGCCCCAUGGCGUCCCAGGGUCGCCGUCGGAGGCCGCCGCGGAGGCCCGAGACGGUGGUGCCGGGGGAGGCGGCCGAGACGGAUUCGGAGCUCUCUGCGUCCUCGUCGUCGGAGGAGGAGCUGUACCUGGGUCCCUCGGGCCCGACGCGCGGCCGCCCCACGGGACUGCGGGUGGCCGGGGAGGCCGCGGAGACCGACUCGGACUCGGAGCCGAAGGCCGCGCCGGGGGACCUGCCUCCGCUCGUGGUGCAGCGGGAGAGGACUGCACGCUCCAUGAACGCACCUCUGUUUACCUCCGCAGCCACAGCACCGACCACACUGCGCCACGCGCAGUCCGCGCAGCGAUUUGUGGAAUUUCUGAACCGGUGGAUGACGACCCGCACGUCAGCCUCAUCCGUAGAAACUCCAGCAAGUUGA
This is a messenger RNA of Suricata suricatta (meerkat), 680 nucleotides long. It is a transcript of the gene BLOC1S3, whose product is annotated as biogenesis of lysosomal organelles complex 1 subunit 3. Gene Ontology annotation, cellular component: BLOC-1 complex. The transcript has 3 exons. Bases 270 to 680 code for a protein of 136 amino acids. Lineage: Eukaryota; Metazoa; Chordata; Mammalia; Carnivora; Herpestidae. The record is from RefSeq and is a predicted model, not a curated record.